GUGCGAUGCUGGGAAAUGGAAGAUAUUUUUGCUGAUAUCCGGGUCUUGAAAAAAUACGUCCACAGUCGUUUGCCAGUCUACGAUCGUCGAAGAGCUGCCAUGUUUGAUGCACCUGUUCCCCGAAACGCCAGCAACGUCUUCGAAGAGACGACGUUUAGUGGAACUGUCGAAAUGACGAGAGUCAGUACGAGUCGUGACUUCGUUAGAUACGGAGCUGCCGUGUUUAAUGCACCUGUUCCCCAAAAUGCCAGCAACGUCUUCGAAGAGACGAUGUUCAGCGGGACUGUCAAAAUGACGAGAGUCGGUACGAGUCGUGACUUCGUUAGAUACGGGGAACGAAUUAUUCGGCCUGGUCGGCUUGAUCUCAAUGCUUCUCGGGUGGUUGGCCACAAAGGAGCUGUGUUGGACAUCAAAUGGAAUCCAUUUGAUGAGAAUGUCAUUGCAUCCGCAAGUGAGGAUUGCACAGUGAAAGUGUGGGAAAUUCCUGAGGAUGGAUUGACAGAAAACCUGACGAAGGAGGUUGUGAAUCUGGUUGGACACAAUCGACGAGUCGGUUUUCUCGAGUGGCAUCCAACUGCUGAGCAUGUAUUAGCAACUGCUGGAUAUGACUAUAUGAUUAUGAUAUGGGAUAUUAGCACAGGAGAGGAGUUAGUGUCAAUAGAUUCCCAUCCAGACAUGAUAUUUAGCAUGUCCUUUGAUCCACUGGGUAUUAGAAUGGUCACAACGUGCAAAGACAAGAAGAUUAGGGUUAUUGAUCCAAGGAUCUCAGAAGUUGUAGCUGUUGGAGAAGGGCAUGCAGGCACGAAAGCAUCUCAUGUUGUGUUUCUUGGAGAUUCAGGUCGGAUUUUUAGUACUGGAUUUUCACGGGGCAAUGAACGGCAAUAUGCUGUUUGGGAUGCGAAAGAUCUGUCCAAGCCAUUAAUGAUGGACAACAUUGACUCAUCAUCUGGUGUUCUCCAUCCUUACUACGAUGAUGACAGGAAAGUGGUGUAUGUUGCUGGAAAGGGAGACGGCAAUAUUCGUUAUUAUGAGGUUGUCAAAGAACGUCCAUACUGCUACUAUCUUGAGGUCUACAAAUCCUCAGACGCCCAACGGGGUUUGGGUAUUUUACCAAUGAGAGCACUUAAUACGAAGGAGUGUGAAGUGAUGAGGAUGUACAAGCUGCACUCAAAGAACCUAUGUGAAAUAGUCAGCUUCUACAUUCCAAGAAAGUCUGACUUGUUCCAAGACGAUCUCUAUCCUGAUACUUAUGCUGGAGAACCAACCAUCUCUGCUGAAGACUGGCUGGCUGGUACCAUGCCAACGUUGAAGAAAGUUUCUAUGAAACCAACAGGGUCUGGCCCAUCUACUCCACAGCGCCGCAGCACAGACAGGGACGUUGAGGAGAAGCCUGUAGAAAAAAGGGAACCCAAACGUGACACAAGGCAAGAGGAAAGGAAGGAAGCUAAGCCAAAACAUGAAGAAAGGAGGCACAAGCAAGAGGAAAAGCAUGAAGAGAGGCAUGAGGAACCUGCUGAGAAGCCGGUAAUAAGGACUGCUGAGAAGGCAGUAUCCAAGAAAGCAGAGAAGGAUUACAAAAAGCUCUACUACGAAGCUCGUGAAGAAAACUUGCGACUAAAGGAUGAGAUUGGUGAGAUUGACAGCUUGCGAAGAGAAAUUGAUGACCUCAAAGCUCAGAUCAAAAGCAAAGACAUCAAGAUUAGACAGCUUGUUAUGGAGGUUGAAGAUCUCAGCACGUAGAUUUAACUUUGCGAUGGAAAGUGGCCACAGAGUGAUUAGGACAUGUGAUUUGCUGUUUUGUGCUUCUUCAUAGACUUUGUCGGUUGCUAUUAUGUAUUUUAUGACAUCAAUGUAUGGCCGGUUUCUGCCUCAUGGACAUUAGUAGUGGCUUUUAUAGAAUGGUGUUUGUUGUGAAUGUGGCCUAAUUGAAUACGAAGUCGAACA
Molecule: messenger RNA, 1944 nt
Organism: Corticium candelabrum
Lineage: Eukaryota; Metazoa; Porifera; Homoscleromorpha; Homosclerophorida; Plakinidae
Product: coronin-1A-like
Exons: 8
Coding region: 16-1740 (574 amino acids)
Biological process (GO): actin filament organization
Molecular function (GO): actin filament binding
Source: RefSeq, a predicted model, not a curated record